Branchiostoma belcheri (Belcher's lancelet) is the source of this 471-nucleotide messenger RNA. RefSeq names its product ankyrin repeat domain-containing protein 65-like. NCBI's taxonomy places the organism in Eukaryota, Metazoa, Chordata, Leptocardii, Amphioxiformes, Branchiostomatidae. The record is from RefSeq and is a predicted model, not a curated record. Gene Ontology annotation, cellular component: cytoplasm; nucleus. Gene Ontology annotation, molecular function: protein binding. The transcript is spliced from 5 exons. The coding region runs from base 1 to 471 and encodes 156 amino acids.
AUGUCCAGGGCCAAGCGGGAACUUGAAAGGGAUGAUGAAUGCGGCUUUCUACAGGAACUCUUGAUUGCAGCUGAUAGAGGAGAUGAAGAAAAGGUGACAGAGCUGAUCCAAAAGGGAGUGGAUGUCAACAGUCGUGCCGUCCUGUUUGGAAACACGCCACUUUAUUGUGCAGUGUCAGGAGGACAUGUUGCUGUUGCUGCACUCCUCCUGAAGGCUGGAGCACAGGUGGACAGUAGGGGUCCGUCUGAAGACACGCCACUUCACAAGGCAGCUUCAGGAGGACAUGUUGGUGUUGCCGAACUCUUGCUGAAGGCUGGAGCACAGGUGGACAUUAGGGAUGAGCGCGGCAAGACUCCUGAGGACAUCGCGGCAAGUACAGAUGUUCCAUCCUGGUACGGUGAUGAAGAUCGCGUCCUGGAGGGAAGGAAGGAGAUUCUCGAGCUUUUUGCAGCAGAAAAGCCCGGCCGGUAG